Molecule: messenger RNA, 1486 nt
Organism: Arvicola amphibius (Eurasian water vole)
Lineage: Eukaryota; Metazoa; Chordata; Mammalia; Rodentia; Cricetidae
Gene: Tor2a
Product: torsin family 2 member A
Exons: 5
Coding region: 20-964 (314 amino acids)
Cellular component (GO): endoplasmic reticulum lumen; nuclear envelope; endoplasmic reticulum
Molecular function (GO): ATP hydrolysis activity; ATP binding
Source: RefSeq, a predicted model, not a curated record
UAGUUUACAGGUCCAGGCGAUGGGCGGCCUCAGGCCGAAAUCGGGACUCAACCGGAUGGCUGUUGCUAGCCGAGGCUGCUGGCCCCGGGGCUCUAUCCUCGGGCUGCUCGGACUGGUCUUGGCCACCGCCACCGCCUGGGACGUGGCUUCUCUGUACUGCAGUUUCAGCUCGUUCUGCGAAUGUGACUUCAGGCCGGACUUGCCGGGUCUGGAGUGUGACCUGGCCCAGCACCUGGCUGGCCAGCAUCUGGCCAAGGCCCUGGUGGGGAAGUCACUGAAGGCCUUUAUCCAGAACCCGGCCCCCAGCAAACCACUGGUCCUUUCCCUGCACGGCUGGACAGGCACCGGCAAGUCCUACGUCAGCUCCCUGCUGGCACAGCACCUCUUCCAGGGCGGCCUCCGCAGCCCUCACGUGCACCACUUCUCCCCCAUCAUCCACUUCCCACAUCCCAGCCACACCGAGCAGUACAAGAAGGAACUCAAGAGUUGGGUCCAGGGGAACCUCACUGCCUGUGGCAGAUCUCUCUUCCUCUUUGAUGAGGUGGACAAGCUGCCCCCUGGCCUGAUGGAGGUGCUGCAGCCCUUCCUGGGCCCCUCCUGGGUCGUGUACGGGACCAACUAUCGCAAAGCCAUUUUCAUCUUUAUUAGCAACACUGGUGGCGAGCAGAUCAACCAGGUAGCCCUGGAGGCAUGGCGUAGCCACAGGGACAGGGAAGAAAUCAGCCUACAGGAGCUGGAGCCAGCAGUCUCCCGAGCUGUGUUGGACAACCCUCACCGUAAAUGGCUUCUGGCGGUCUGGCAACAUGGAGGAACGCCUGAUCGAUGCUGUGGUGCCCUUCCUCCCACUCCAGCGGCAUCACGUGCGCCACUGUAUCCUCAACGAACUGGCUCAGCUGGGCCUGGAGCCCCAGGAGGAAGUGGUUCUGGCUGUGCUGGACAGCAUCACCUACUUCCCGGAGGAUGAGCAGCUCUUUUCCUCCAACGGCUGCAAGACAGUGGCCUCCCGAGUCACCUUUUUCCUCUGAGAACCCAGGUGGCAUCACCGCCUCCUCUGUCUAGACAGAACAAACAGGAAGGCCUGGGUCUCCUGAAGGUGGGACCUUGAGCACAGAAUUAAGAUGAAGAAGGAUGUUGGCCAGGCCAAGGAAGAAAGGCCUAGAAGGCAUCUUCACCAGGAAACUCCUGGGCACCCCAGAACCUCACAGCCUUGCCACUGCCCUGCAGCCUGAGCCUUCUCAAUGUGAACUGUAACUCAGGGAUGACGGCUCGUGGCUGCUCCCAUCCAGGGCUUUUAACUGCACACCUUGCCGGCUGGGUUCUACGCGAGAUCUUAGCCUGUGGCUGGACCUGGAAAUCCAGCAAGGCCAGACUGGAACCUCACAGUUGGACCAAAUGGAGGGCUCGAGCUGCCACCUGGGCCUGGAUUUCACAGUUUUUAAUUUUAUACGAGAGAACAGGGUUAAUAAACGUAGCCAUGGGAUCGGAA